CAAGUAAUUAGUUCAAAAAUGUUCUGGAGCUCGACCUUGGCGGUUGCUAUGUUUGUGAUACAAGUGCGUACUUCAUUUCAUCCGCCGCUAAUGUCGUCUUUGUCGUUGUCGCAUGCACGACCCAAGGCUUGGCUACUAGUAUUGCUUCCUAGUUGGUGCGGGUAGGUACGAACUCCACAAAUCCCCGGCCCCAUGCAACAUGGCUGGAGGACAGGAUUGGAACAUUCGGGGCUCGUUCGAAUCGCGGCACUGCAACGAUCCCAUUCGGAGCCUGGUCGACCAUGGUAAAUUCAAGCCGAAUCCCGACAAGGAGCUCAUAAGACUCAACGUCGGUGACCCUACAUUCUACAAGAACCUACCUCCAUCACCGGUUGUUAUCCAGGCUGUGACUGAUGUACUGCAAGCUGGUAAAGAUAAUGAUUACAAACGAACACCAGGAAUGGCAGAGGCCAGGGUAGCACUUGCCAAGAAGUUCUCCUACCCCGUCAAUCCGGUUCAUGAAGAUCACGUUAUCAUAACAUCCGGAUGUGCUCAAGCCGUGCAGUUUGCUCUGACCACAUUGUGUGACCCUGGAACUAAUAUUCUCAUUCCCAAGCCAGGCUAUUCGAUGUAUAAAGUCAACGCUGCAUGUCGGCAGCUGGAAGCUAGGUAUUACAACCUGCUGCCUGAGAAGUCCUGGCAAGUUGACAUAGAGCAUAUGGAGUCACUGAUAGACGACAAGACCAGGUGUAUUAUUCUGGUGAACCCGUCGAAUCCAUGCGGUUCAGUGUACAGCAAGGAGCAUCUGCUGGAGAUUGUGGCGGUUGCAGAAAAGCAUCGGUUGCCAAUUCUGGCUGAUGAGAUCUACGGUGGAGUAGUGUAUGGUGGUGCUGAGUUUCACCCGCUGGCCAGCCUCACUGACCGUGUACCCAUCCUGACCUGUUCGGGUAUUGGGAAAAGAUAUCUUGUUCCGGGCUGGAGGACUGGUUGGUUGAUUCUCCAUGACAACCAUGGCCGACUGGAAGAUGUGCGUGUCUGUUUGAACAACCUAUGGGCAAGAAUCCUCGGAUCAUGUGGUCCCAUUCAAGCUGCACUUCCUCGUAUCCUCAGCGAGGUUCCCGAUGAUUUCUUCGAGAACACCAACAGACAUUUAGAGGCAGCGUCAAAGCUAGUAUAUGAGAAGCUCUCAACAGUCUCUUGUCUUACGCCGGUCAAGCCGCAGGGAGCAAUGUAUAUGCUGUUUGGCAUCAAGGUGGACCAGCUGGAUGGCAUUGCUGAUGAUCUGCAGUUUGCUCAGGAGCUGAUGAGCGAGGAAUCGGUGUUCAUUCUCCCUGGCUAUAUUUUCAAGUAUCCCAACUACUUGCGUAUUGUCUUGCUGGCACCGGAAACUCUCAUCUCCGAGGCCAUGGAUCGCAUAGCGGCGUUCUGCCAGCGACGCAUGAAGGUCAAGCAAGCGGAGAAGGACAAGAGACAAUGGGUGGUACUGUGAUACUGGGCUUGAGUGCAAGGCUGAUGCUUUUGCAUGUCCUGUCUCCUGGAUGCUGUAUAGCCAAGGUCAAGCGAGAGGAGUAGGCCAAGAGACAGAGACGGACAGGUUGGGGAUACUGUGUACGAGUGCAAGGUGCUUCAAUGGCCAACUGUCCUGGAUGCUCUUCAUAGCCCCUGCUAUCUACUGUAUUCAAGUGUAGUGUAGAUGCUUCGACAGCCAUUGCACCCUUCUUGGCUAUUCCUUGCUACGACUGUGUUUAAGUUCAAUGUAGAUCCUCGACGGCUACUGGCAGUACUGCACUCCUCAUGGAUAGCCCCCUCUACCAGUUACGACUGUGUUUCAGUGAAGAGUAGCACUAAUUGAGGAUAGGAUCUGCUGACAGUUAGGCUGUCUGUUACUGAAACGGAGAUGCUUCAACGGGCAAUGCACUCCGCAUAGUCGGCCCCUUCUGUUGUCAAGAUUGAGUGUUAGACUGGCAUUGCCCUUCUCCCGCAUAACGUCUGCUCCGACUGUGUUUCAGUGCGGUGGAAGCCGGUAAUUCGGAGGCCAUUGCAGCACUCCUCGGCGCCAGCCUUUGCUGCUACCGGCUUUGAGUGUGACGUGGAUGUAUUGACGGUACAUGUAAUUGCACUUCUCCUGGAAGGCCCCUGAUACGACCGAGCUUCGGUGCAAUGCUGAUGCCUCAAUGGCUACUGUAAAGGGUGAAAUUAUUGCCAUGGUCUAAUUUCUGCGAAAAAUUCGCGACCGCGUGGAAAUCGCGAAAUUUAGACAGCGCGAAAAGGAGAUCCAUGAAAGGUUUAGCAAGAAUGCCACGUGUUUAGCAAGAAUGCCAUUCUGCAAUCGCAAAAUUAAAACCUCGCAAACCUGUCCGGAUUCUGAAAACGCGAACUAAAAGCGCCGCGAAAAUUUCACGCUUUACAGUAUGGUAACAGUUAAUCCUCGUGGAUAUAGCCCCUGCUACUGUGUGUAUCAGUGCGGUGUAAGCAGAGCAUUCAUUCCUUGUGGAAACCAUUUGCUACUUUAGAGCCUGUGCUGCUUCACAGUGUAGGGUUUGAAUGUGGUGUAGAAGCUUAAAUUAUCUCAGCUACGACUGCGUUUCAGGGCUAUGUUGAUGACUUAACGGCCAUCGCACUCCUUGUACCGUCGUGGACGUGGAAAUCCAGUCGGAGGUCAAGCGGCCCCAGUGCGCUGGCCAUGCAGUCGUGGGUUCGCAUACGAUCAACAUGUCCACCGUUGCAGGCCCCAGUCAUUCGACCGGAUUUCCAUGUGUAGCCGCUGCUACUCCGAUCACCAGUGCAUGAUUGGAUCUUUGACUGGUCGUUCUGACCGAGGAUUUUUUGAGGAAAAUACAAACUGGAAUGAUGAUGAAUGAAUGAUUUUUUCUUCCCACUUAUUCCUAUUCAGGCUCCAUUCCCUCAACUAGCGAAUAUUAGAAUGACGAUGUGUACUGCUGACGCUAGCUAAUACACAUGUCAACAAAAGUUAAUGGAUUACAGGCAUCCAGAGACCACUGUA
This is a messenger RNA of Sycon ciliatum, 2983 nucleotides long. RefSeq names its product tyrosine aminotransferase-like. Gene Ontology annotation, molecular function: L-tyrosine:2-oxoglutarate transaminase activity; pyridoxal phosphate binding. The coding region runs from base 200 to 1468 and encodes 422 amino acids. Gene Ontology annotation, biological process: L-tyrosine catabolic process; biosynthetic process; L-phenylalanine catabolic process. The record is from RefSeq and is a predicted model, not a curated record. The transcript is spliced from 12 exons. NCBI's taxonomy places the organism in Eukaryota, Metazoa, Porifera, Calcarea, Leucosolenida, Sycettidae.